GGCCGCCAGCCCUCGCGCCGCGGAAACGCCGGAAACGCCGCCCGCCGGCUCCGCCCACCAGGGGUGGCGCCCUCUAAGCCCCACCCCACCGUCACGGCUAGGGUUCGGGCGGAGUCGACUCCCGCGGAAGCUCGCGGCCGUGGGAAGACACACUCGGAGAGGCGGCUGCUCGCGGACGGCUGGGGACCGACAGGAUGGGCAGCAGCUCGCUGUCCGAGGACUACCGCCUGUGCUUGGAGCGCGAGCUGCGGCGGGGCCGCGCGGGCGUGUGCGGAGACCCCUCGUUGCGCGCAGUGCUCUGGCAGAUCCUGGUGGAGGACUUCGACCUGCACGGGGCGCUGCAGGACGACGCGCUGGCGCUGCUCACCGACGGCCUGUGGGGCCGCGCCGACCUGGCGCCCGCGCUGCGCGGGCUGGCACGGGCCUUCGAGCUGCUGGAGCUGGCGGCCGUACACCUGUACCUGCUGCCCUGGAGGAAGGAGUUCACCACCAUCAAGACCUUCUCGGGGGGCUACGUGCAUGUGCUGAAGGGCGUGCUCUCCGAGGAGCUCCUCAUCCAGAGCUUCCAGAAGAUGGGCUACGUGCGCAGGGACAGCCACCGCCUGAUGGUGACCGCUCUGCCCCCUGCCUGCCAGCUGGUGCAGGUAGCCCUGGGCUGCUUCGCCCUCCGGCUGGAGUGUGAGAUCCUAGGUGAGGUGCUGACCCAGCUGGGCACCAGUGUGCUGCCAGCAGAAGAGCUACUGAGGGCCCGGCGGGCCAGUGGGGAUGUGGCCUCCUGUGUGGCCUGGUUGCAGCAGCGGCUGGCCCAGGACGAGGAGCCACCGCCUCUGCCUCCCCGGGGCACUCCUGCUGCUUACAGGGCCCCGCGGGACCUGUACCGGGACCUUCAGGAAGACGAGGGCUCGGAGGAGGCCAGCCUCUACGGGGAGCCCUCACCAGGUGCAGACUCACCCCCUGUGGAGCUGGCCUACAGGCCACCACUCUGGGAGCAGAGUGCCAAACUGUGGGGCACUGGGGGUGGGGCCUGGGAGCCCCCAGCAGAGGAGCUGCCUCGAGCCAGCAGCCCACCCUAUGGGACCUUGGAGGAGGAGCUGGAGCCUGAGCCCUCUGCCUUCUCUUUCCUUUCACUGCGCCAUGAGCUGAGCCGACCUGGGAACUUGGCUGCUCCUGAAGGCCCUGGGAGCCCAGGGAGGGCCAGUCCUCGACAUGUGCGGGCAGAGGGGGCCUCAGCCUAUGGGCCUGUCCCUGAGCCCCUGAGCUACCAGGCACACAGCUGUCUAGCCCCCGGUGCCCUGCCCACCCUUUGCUGUGACACUUGCCACCAGCUACAUGCUGCCCACUGCACAGCCCUAUCAGCCUGCCGCCCCAGCCACUCACUGCGGGCACUGCUCAGUGAGGCCCAGAGGCGCCUGUGGCUGCAGCGUGCACAGGUGGACACCCUGCUGUACGACAGCCCAGGGGCCCACCCCUAGGCCCAACUGGCUCAGGUCAAGGGUUUUCAGGAAUUUCCAUGGUGCUGCUCUUGGGGAGGGGCCAAGGCCAUUGAAUGCCCUGGUCUCCCUAUCCCUGGGGGAGUCCAGGGAGGUGGGGGUAGAGCCUCCAUGGGAAGCUCCUGCCUGGGGUCAGUACCAGGUCCUCCUCCCCCAGGGACCAGGCUCAGGCCCAGCUGGCAGUAAGCCCUGAGCUGGACUGACACACCUGCCAAUGUGUCCCUGUCCUCCAUGCCCAGUGUACUGAGCGAAGGGUCCCUGUCACCAGUACCCGAACCUGUCCCUGAGAAGGACCCACCCCUUUAAAAUCCCCUCACCUGCUGGCUGGCCCGUAGCUCCUCGUCCAUUCCCUGCAGCCUGUGGUUCAGGACAGCAGGUUGCCCACCCUCCAUGUGGCUUGCUCAGGGUCUGCAGGGCCAAUCUGGGAAGCUGCCAGGUGCCGGCUGAUCUGGUUUGAGGGCCUUGGCCUCCCCACAGUGUCACAGCCAGGGGGUGCUGGCUGGUGGAACCCAGGCAGCUGUGCCACUUCCUACCCAGUGGAGAGAAGGCUCAGCCACCAGCACCCUGCUGCCUCCCAGCAGAAGAGGGGGCAAGUCCUGCAGGCCACCCACUGGACUGCUGUGUCCACUGUGGGUCUGUGCAGCUGCUGCAGACCCCAGAGGGAAAAACCACAGCCUGCUUUCCCUGGAGGCCACCUAGGGCCCCUGAGACCAGGGUCCCCAGGCCGCCAGCCCACCCAGGGAUGGGUAAGUGCAGAGUCUGCCCUGGCCCAGCUUCAGGGGGCAGGUACGGCGAUCUGUGCCCCAUCCUGCUCCUCCUCCCCAGUGCACUCAGAGGACACUGUCCAUGUCACACAAGAAGGAACCCCACAGUGUAUUAAACAAUGGUGAAACCAGG
Marmota monax (woodchuck) is the source of this 2387-nucleotide messenger RNA. RefSeq names its product spermatogenesis associated 2 like (gene Spata2l). Lineage: Eukaryota; Metazoa; Chordata; Mammalia; Rodentia; Sciuridae. The transcript is spliced from 3 exons. Gene Ontology annotation, cellular component: cytoplasm. The record is from RefSeq and is a predicted model, not a curated record. Bases 195 to 1472 code for a protein of 425 amino acids.